AAAAAGAGAAAAGGUGUCAAAGCUAGAGGACUAAAAUCAUAAUUUUCCAUAAAACUUUUGAUAUUGACUUCUCCUCCUUCUUCAUUGCCCGCCCAGUCCCAGACCUUUGCGCGCCGAACAGAAACAGCCUUGUCUUAUACCGCCCAGUAUUCUCAAUGGAGAAAGAGAGACUCAAAUCUCUCACCGCCGUCCACGUGAAGCUUUUGGCCUUCGACCUCCUCGCCCUAACCCGAACCCCUCACACCUUCUCCCGUCGCGGCCUCUUCCUUUCCCGCGCCGAAACCCUCGGCACCGUCACCUCUCGCGAUCACAAGCCUGGACGCUUCCUCAAGUUUGCGGUCGACGACGGCACAGGCUGCGUCCCCUGCAUCCUCUGGCUCAACCACCUCACCUCUCCCCACUUCGCGCCUCGCCGGGCGGCGGACCAAGACGGCCUACUGAUGGCUGCCGGCGUGGCGGCCUCCCAGUCGUCGGAGGUCAGGAUCGGGGCCGUCGUGAGGGUGCGAGGCAGGAUCACGAGCUACAGAGGGUCGGUGCAGAUCACUGUGGCGAACGUGGUGGUCGAGAGGGACCCCAACGCCGAGAUCCUCCAUUGGUUGGAUUGUCUCAGGCUGGCCCGUAAGGUUUAUGAUCGCCGCUCCAUCUCCUGUCCAUAGAUUAGAUAGAUAGAUAUGCCCCCGCUUUACAUUUUUUCCCCCCUUCUCUCUCAAUUACUAUGUUAGAGAUCCGAGAUAUAGAUGAGGCUUCUGUACCCAUCUCUGUAUUGCUGGUUCGUUAUAAUCAGGUUCGCGCCGUUCCCCCCCGGAAGGAAAGAGUGCAAUCGCGUCCAAUUUUAAGCUCUUCAACCUCUUGCAUUGAA
This is a messenger RNA of Punica granatum (pomegranate), 859 nucleotides long. NCBI's taxonomy places the organism in Eukaryota, Viridiplantae, Streptophyta, Magnoliopsida, Myrtales, Lythraceae. The record is from RefSeq and is a predicted model, not a curated record.